GAUACUUCAAUAUUCAACCCUCCUGGCGGGUAACGUGAACAGAUUUGAGUUCAGAUCGGCAACUAACCUAGUGGUUGACCAAAAUACCCCAUUGGAGGUUCGCAUGCAAAUAUGGAGACCAAUUUCCGGUCCUGGACAACGCAACAUCCUUAUAGGGGAAGAAAGCGUUGCUGUGCGACAGCCUAAUUUGCUUCACACGGUUUACCCAUCAUCUACUGAUGGAGGUAUUCAGGUUGUAGAGGGAGAUCUUUUAGGAUUCACCGAGCUUAGUCAAACUGGUGUCAUUGCCAGAAACAAUGACUUCAGUAAUCCCAGAAGCAAGACCCGGAUGUUUGACUACUACAAUGAUGGGAAUGGACAACCUCCUUUGUUGUACAGGAACUAUUCGUUUGGACACUCACAGAGCCAGCGCUUAUUCAGCAUUGCAGUUUUUAUUGAUAUUUCAUCUGACGAUAGUGAAUCUGGCGAUGGUGAACUUGGGUUGGAAAGUCCUUCUUCUGAUGUUGAAGGAAAUCUGACAAAGCCUGAUGACAUAGACACAUCAGUCGGAGCAGACGAACUACUGAGUUGCCACCUAUCGGAUUACAAGGGAGUACAGAAACGGCUAAAGAUAGUAAAACUAGGUGACACUGAGGUGCUCAAUGAUGUCAUAUUUGACUCUAACGAUCUAGCUGAGGUACCUCAAGGGAACUUUACAUUAGUUGC
This is a messenger RNA of Owenia fusiformis, 705 nucleotides long. The record is from the annotation of a GenBank genome assembly. NCBI's taxonomy places the organism in Eukaryota, Metazoa, Annelida, Polychaeta, Sabellida, Oweniidae.